AAGCGGUACCUCAGUCGCGCUCGGCCGGGGGGAGAGGAGUUUGGGCGCAAGAGAGAGAGCAAGCUCGGCAGGACGCGGCAGGCGCGAACGGCUCUGGUCCUCCCGACCGAGCGCCCGGAGAGGGAGCCGAGCCAAGCCUGGUAAGGGGCGUCCCGUGAGGGUGAUCGGCAUGGCGCUUUCGGUGCCGGUCAACGGCAUGAAGGAGGAUGGCGGCGGCAAGGAGCCCCUCAUCGAGCUCUUCGUCAAGGCUGGCAGUGAUGGUGAAAGUAUAGGCAACUGCCCUUUCUCUCAGAGACUCUUCAUGAUUCUGUGGCUCAAGGGAGUGGUAUUUAGUGUUACAACAGUUGACUUGAAAAGGAAGCCUGCAGACCUUCAGAACUUGGCUCCAGGAACACACCCGCCCUUCAUAACAUUUAAUAACGAAGUGAAAACUGAUGUGAACAAGAUUGAAGAGUUCCUUGAAGAAGUUCUCUGCCCACCCAAGUAAGUGUCACUAAGAUGGUU
Python bivittatus (Burmese python) is the source of this 504-nucleotide messenger RNA. The record is from RefSeq and is a predicted model, not a curated record. Lineage: Eukaryota; Metazoa; Chordata; Lepidosauria; Squamata; Pythonidae.